Messenger RNA from Peromyscus californicus insignis, 2996 nucleotides. It is a transcript of the gene Colgalt1, whose product is annotated as collagen beta(1-O)galactosyltransferase 1. The transcript has 12 exons. Gene Ontology annotation, molecular function: procollagen galactosyltransferase activity. The record is from RefSeq and is a predicted model, not a curated record. Bases 31 to 1875 code for a protein of 614 amino acids. NCBI's taxonomy places the organism in Eukaryota, Metazoa, Chordata, Mammalia, Rodentia, Cricetidae.
AAAAGCGGCUUAAAGGCGACGCGUGGCGCGAUGGCGGCGUUCCCCGGCGGGUCCCGCGCCCUGCGGUUGCUGCCGCUGCUGCUGCUGCCGCUGCUGCUGGGCGGCGCGGACGGCUACUUCCCCGAGGAGCGCUGGAGCCCCGAGUCCCCGCUGCAGGCGCCGCGCGUGCUCAUCGCGCUGCUGGCGCGGAACGCGGCGCCCGCGCUGCCGGCCACGCUGGGCGCCCUGGAGCGGCUGCGCCACCCACGGGAGCGCACGGCGUUGUGGGUGGCCACCGAUCAUAACUCUGACAACACUUCGGCCAUACUUCGAGAGUGGCUGGUGGCUGUGAAGGGUUUGUACCACUCUGUGGAGUGGCGACCUGCCGAGGAGCCUAGCGCCUACCCAGAUGAAGAGGGCCCCAAACACUGGUCUGACUCCCGCUACGAGCAUGUCAUGAAGUUGCGCCAAGCGGCCCUGAAGUCGGCUCGGGACAUGUGGGCUGAUUAUAUCAUGUUUGUGGACAGUGACAACUUGAUCACCAACCCUGACACUCUGAGUCUUCUCAUCGCUGAGAACAAGACAGUGGUGGCCCCGAUGCUGGACUCCCGCGCAGCAUACUCCAACUUCUGGUGUGGGAUGACUUCCCAGGGCUACUAUAAACGCACCCCUGCCUACAUCCCCAUCCGAAAGCGGGACCGCAGAGGCUGCUUUGCGGUUCCCAUGGUGCACUCCACCUUUCUCAUUGACCUGCGGAAGACCGCAUCCAGGAGCCUGGCCUUCUACCCACCGCACCCCGACUACACCUGGUCCUUUGAUGACAUCAUCGUCUUUGCCUUCUCCUGCAAGCAGGCAGAGGUGCAGAUGUACCUGUGCAACAAGGAGGUGUACGGCUUCCUGCCCGUACCGCUGCGGGCGCACAGCAGCCUGCAGGACGAGGCGGAGAGCUUCAUGCACGUGCAGCUGGAGGUCAUGGUGAAACAUCCGCCAGUGCAGCUGUCGCGAUUCAUCUCAGCACCCAGCAAGACUGCAGACAAGAUGGGCUUUGACGAGGUCUUCAUGAUCAACCUGAAGCGGAGGCGAGACCGGCGAGAACGCAUGCUGCGGGCCCUGCAGGAGCAGGAGAUCGACUGCCGGCUGGUGGAGGCUGUGGACGGCAAAGCCAUGAACACCAGCCAGGUGGAGGCCCUGGGCAUCCAGAUGCUGCCCGGCUAUCGGGACCCCUACCAUGGGCGACCACUCACCAAGGGAGAGCUGGGCUGCUUCCUCAGUCACUACAACAUCUGGAAGGAGGUGGUCGACCGGGGACUAGAGAAAUCACUUGUGUUUGAGGAUGAUCUGCGUUUCGAGAUCUUCUUCAAGAGACGUCUGAUGAACCUCAUGCGGGAUGUGGAGCGCGAGGGGCUGGACUGGGACCUCAUCUAUGUGGGCCGGAAGCGCAUGCAGGUUGAGCACCCUGAAAAGGCUGUGCCUCGUGUGAGGAACCUGGUGGAGGCUGAUUACUCCUACUGGACGCUGGCCUAUGUGAUCUCCCUGCAAGGAGCUCGUAAGCUGCUUGGUGCCAAACCACUGACCAAAAUGCUGCCUGUUGACGAGUUCCUGCCUGUCAUGUUUGACAAGCACCCAGUGUCGGAGUAUAAGACCCAUUUCUCUCCCCGCAACCUGCGUGCCUUCUCCGUGGAGCCUCUGCUCAUCUAUCCUACACACUACACGGGGGACAACGGCUAUGUGAGUGACACAGAGACCUCGGUUGUAUGGAAUAACGAGCAGGUUAAGACUGACUGGGACCGAGCCAAGUCCCAGAAGAUGCGUGAACAGCAGGCGCUGAGCCGCGAGGCCAAGAACUCAGAUGUGCUCCAGUCCCCGCUGGACAGCGCUGCUCGUGACGAGCUCUGAGGCAGCUGGCAAAAAGCCGGGGACCGCCGGGGACCGCCGGGGGCCUUCGCGCACUUGCCCGGACUCCAGGGCCACCUAGGCAGACCGCCGCGGGCUCUGUAGCAGGCGGUUUCCAUGUGUUCUUGCUCGGCCGCUACUUGCACAUCGGCAGCAUUAAUGGAGUGCUUACUGUAUGCCUGGGAACAGGGCUGGGCACUGGGAGACUGGGCAGGAACAUGCCUAUUCCGUCGUGUCCACCGUGAAGGAAGGUUUCUUAGAGUGUGGAAGAGGAGUAAUGAUCCUCUAUCAGCGAUGGAGUUGAUCAUCAGGCACUUAUUGAUCAACCUGAGUCAGAUAUUAGGGAUACAUACUCAUUUUUAAAUCUGUUGGAGUCUUUACUGAGGGCAUACUGUGUAUUGGGCACCAUUCUUAGCUCUGGGAAUACUGAAAUAAGAAAAAAUUCAGCAUGCCAAGCACCUGCUAAUGCCAGGUCUUGGGCAGCACUGAGUUGAAUGCCUACUGUGUGCCACUCAGCAGGGGAUAGAGGUCCCAGUGGUGCUCAUCCCGUUAGUGGGCAGGAUCGGCUUACAGUAGUCAGCAUUGUUCCCCCCCUGUGCCGGGCUGCAUGCUGAGUGCAGGGAUGGAGAGUGGACAAGAUUAGUUUCUUCAUGUAACAAGCAUUUAUUGAGCGCCUACUGUGUGCCAGGCCUCGAGGACUCCAGCUGGGUUGAGGAAUAGCUGCCCUUCAACCUGUCCGUGGAGGACGGCAUCUUCCACUUGUCCAGAGGGAGGUUGCUCUCCUCACACUUGACUGCUGGGUUUCAGGGUACUCGUGGCCUUACAAGCCCCCCCGGAGGGGGCGUCAUGGGAGCUGGGGCUCCCUUGCCCAUGCCCGGCUUCCAUAGCUUUUCCCUGCUCCUGUGUCUCAGGUGCCCCCUGCCUGCUCUUGUGAUUUGGGGCCUUGAAGUGGCCCAGCUGCAUUGGGGUGUUCCUCUUGGCCUUGGCAGUGUUUCCCCACAGGGCCAGGGGGUUGCGGUGCCUUCAAAGCCAAAUCGAAUGUCAGUGGGCAGCAGGUUUGGCUUGCCUGCUCAGAUCUUGGUAACUUGCUCACAUUCAUAUUAAAUACUCCUGGUUGGUUUUCA